GCCAGCACGAGUGUCUUGGAGGAUGCAUGCAGGACGGCCUUCGGGGUGUCUGGAGGGGACAGCAGGAGCAAGCGCGAGGGCAAAGGCUCUGGGCAGCGCAUGCCAGGAUCAAAGCGAGCCAGCUGAAGCGGGAGAGCAGAUAUGCGGGCUGAAUGGCGUCGGUCGACCGCCCGGCCGAACGCCGCCGCGAUGAACUUGGCUGACGAGACAUUGUGGGGCGAUAUCGUCGUUCUGCAGUCGGUGCAUCGCAUUCGGGAAUCGCCGUGCCGGUGCAAGCCUUGGACAUGAUUGCCGAUUCUCCGCGUGUGUGUCGCGGGCAGCGUCUCGACAAGUCCAUCUGCGCAUGUCCAGCCCUCGUCAGCCAUUUGCUCUCCCUUCAUCGUCACGAACAGCGAACGAACCAGCCAGCCAGCGAACCAACCAGCCCCGACAACCAUGAACCUGCCGGCGCCAUCUGCACGGCACAGGCCGCCGACGGGCAUAGGCUCGCUCGUGCCCGAUACCGUCGUCAGCAGCUUCUAUGGCGUGGUCGUUUCUCUCUCCGAAAUCCGCAAGUCCAAGGGAACCGACUGCGUUAUGAGCGUCAUCCUCAGCGACCCAUCGUAUCCGCAAGGCAUGGCCGUCAAUAUCUUCCGGCCGACCCCAGAGAUGUUUCCCGUCGUUGCAAAGGAAGACAUUCUGAAAUGCCACCAUAUCCGUAUAUCUAGAUACAGCGGCAGGUUGCAAGGUGUGUCGACCCGAGGCUCGCAGUUCGUCGUCGUCGAUACACUCGAUUCGAGGCGCCCUCCACCAACCCGUCCAUCCCUGAGCGAAGCCGAUAUUGCGAUCUCGACCGAGCUGAGGCACUGGCGCACCAGCACCAUCUACCAGCCGAGCGCUUCGAAAUCCGGGGUAGGACGCCGAUGCUGGGCACGCCGGACAGGCCGGGCAAACGGGGCAGGUUGCCAGGAGUAUUGUGACAUGUUUGUCCAGAUCGUCCACAAAUGCGAAGGCGGAAGUGGCGAGCGACUUGUUCUACUCGUCACGGAUUAUACAGCCAACCCUCGUUGCUUCGCCGCAAGAUACAAUCCCGGUGCAGACGACCCCGUCCUCCCAAGUGACAUGCUCAUCAACCUGACGCUCUGGGACAACCAUGCGGUAUUCGGCAGCCAGUUCAAGCAAAACGACUACGUCUGGUUUCAAAAUGUGCACGUUCGCAAGCGAUCAGACGGUCUCGUCGAACUGUCGAUCCACGGCGAUGCCCACAAAAAAUGCGGUGCCAUAGUGAGCGCCGACGACCAGCGCAUUGAUGGCUUGAUCAGACGCGAGCUCAAGUUUAAGCUCAAGAACCAGCCGAUCUCAGAUGUUACCCCAAUCGGCCAGCAAUGGCCCACCCGAAAGACCCUUCGCGAGCUUUCCCAAGAGCGAGAGGGAUACUUUGUCUGCAAAGUCAAAGUCCUGGACUAUCGUCCCGUGAACCUGAGGGAUUUUACAUGCCAACUGUGUCCAGAUUGCAACGCAAGAGGGCAGCCUGGAAUGCAGCUUGAACAGUGUCCCUCGUGUGGCAGCAUCGCCAUCCGCAACAGCUACGUGUACAUGUUCUCGCUCCUGGUGACGGACGAUACCCAUAUUCUCCCGGUGGGCGUCUCGCACGAUGACGGGCGCCAUUUGCUCGGCGUACCACCCUCAGAUCUCCAUGCCGACGAACAUGCGCUGAAGCAACUAAAGAACAGCCUUGGCCGAGUGUGGAAUACCGAAACUGAUUCGUCGAUCGCUCGGCCGAUAGAGUCGACGACGCUCGACAUUGGAAUCUAUGUCGCCCAGCUCGAGAACAGCGUGACAGCCUACAAACUGUGCGGAACCGAGUUAGUCCACCUGGGGGUGCUUGACGGCCUAGAGGACGGCGCGACGGCACUUUCGACGGAAACGACCGUGGCUGCACCUCGACCCGCGGGCGCCAUCCGAUUUGGAUGAAGCACAUGGAAUCCAAUGCCGUCCGAAAUACAUACCACUGCGGCAAGUGCCACUCGA
Polychytrium aggregatum is the source of this 2010-nucleotide messenger RNA. RefSeq lists its product as uncharacterized. Gene Ontology annotation, cellular component: chromosome, telomeric region; nuclear telomere cap complex. Gene Ontology annotation, molecular function: telomerase inhibitor activity; G-rich strand telomeric DNA binding. NCBI's taxonomy places the organism in Eukaryota, Fungi, Chytridiomycota, Chytridiomycetes, Polychytriales. Gene Ontology annotation, biological process: telomere capping; regulation of telomere maintenance via telomerase. The transcript has 11 exons. The record is from RefSeq and is a predicted model, not a curated record. Bases 436 to 1953 code for a protein of 505 amino acids.